UGGUGCAGUAGUAGUAGCGGAGUAGUAGUAGAGGGACGGACGGGAAUGGAUGGGCAGGAAGCAUUUUUGAAAUAGUCGAGUGGUGGCAGUGUCUCGGUGCUGUCGUCUUUUUCCAUCCAUCUCUACUCCCUCACGACGCUCUCUGCUCUUCUUCUUCUUUUAGACCGGCUGCUUCAUUUAGUACACGUUCGUUGGCUAUUGUUGUGGUGGGGAUGUUGUCGUGUUGUCUCUUUGCAGUGUUGCGGAUGUGACCUAUCGGCAGAAAAAAAAACCAUUUCAAACCAAAUAUACCUGGUCGUGAUUUUUGAGUGAUUUAUUUUUCAACAGUUUUUAUUUUCCAAGACGAGAAGAGUGUCGAGUUGUUUGUCUGCCGAUCGUGUUGUUGAUUGUGUCAAUUCUUUUGCGGUUAAAGAAGAGGAGAGCCCCGUUUUGUGGGGGCUGUGGAUGAAGGAUUCGUUUCGCAUGUUCGCCCCACUAGCAGCAGCAGCCUGGCCUCUCGUCAGUCCCGGUGAGGCGUGGGCGUUGAGCGGGGCCAAACUGACUUCUUCCUGGCAGCAGCAGCAGCAACAACAACAACAAAAUCAACAGCCUUACGGUUCGGGAGCAUCAGCUAUUCCGGGUGGCCAACAUCAACAACAACGUGGUGAGCCAACAACAUUGUCCAGCACGAUUGGCAACAGCAGGACGGACGCCGCCGUGGAUCACAACAACAUGGCCGGCGAGUUACCACUCUCGCCUGAAGAUCUCUCCAGCGAUGACGAAAAAGAUUUGGCGUCGGCCGACGCCGAGGGCGUUUGGAGUCCCGACAUUGAGCAAAGCUUCCAAGAGGCUUUGGCCAUUUAUCCGCCUUGCGGCAGACGGAAAAUCAUCCUCUCUGACGAAGGGAAGAUGUACGGUCGCAACGAACUCAUUGCCCGUUACAUCAAGUUGAGGACGGGCAAGACGCGGACGAGAAAACAAGUCAGUUCGCACAUCCAGGUCCUGGCCAGACGGAAAUUGCGUGAAAUUCAAUCGAAAAUCAAGAAUGCCUCCAAAGAUGAAGUCCUCCGCCUCUACGGUUCUGUGGCCCAGGAUCAGGCCACCAAGGAGAAAACCUUGCAAAACAUGUCCAGCAUGUCCAGCGCCCAAAUUGUCUCGGCCAGUUCACUGCACAACAACAAGACGGGCCUGUCGGGACUGGGACUACCCGCCCCCGUCUCCUACCCACCGCCGUUUUGGCAGCCUGGUCUCCAACCCGGACCCUCUCAAGAUGUCAAGCCGUUCGCACAAUCACAUUACGCAGUUGGCGCCAGUCCUUCUGCGAAUAACAAAUCAGGAACGUCGAAUGGUGGGACAGGUUCAUCCGCCGCCGGGAGCGGUGGGUCGGCCGAAAUGGCUGGCCUCCUGGCGCCUUCAUCGGCUACACCCAACAACAACGCACCUUCGUCUUCAUCGGCGGCUUCAGUGACGACGGUGGCCACGACGGCCGGCCUCACCCCUCCAGCUCCACCCCCGCCAUGGGAAGGACGGGCCAUCGCCACCCACAAGUUGCGGCUGGUCGAGUUCUCGGCCUUCCUCGAGCAGCAACGCGAUCCCGAUACGUACCACAAACAUUUGUUUGUGCAAAUUGGAGGCGCCACCAGUUACUCGGACCCCAUGUUAGAGGCGGUUGAUAUCCGGCAGAUCUACGACAAAUUCCCCGAGAAAAAGGGCGGCCUCAAGGAGCUGUUCGACAAGGGUCCGCAGAACGCCUUUUUCCUGGUGAAAUUCUGGGCCGAUUUGAGCACCAACAUCACGGAGGACGUGGGGGCCUUUUACGCCGUGACGUCUCAGUACGAGAGCAACGAGAACAUGACCAUCACGUGCUCGACCAAGGUCUGCUCGUUCGGCAAGCAGGUCGUCGAGAAGGUGGAAACGGAGUACGCCCGCUUCGAGAACGGCCGCUUCGUCUACCGCAUCCACCGGUCGCCCAUGUGCGAGUACAUGAUCAACUUUAUCCACAAGCUCAAACACUUGCCAGAAAAGUACAUGAUGAACAGCGUCCUCGAGAACUUUACCAUCUUGCAGGUGGUGACGAAUCGAGACACGCAAGAGACGCUCCAGUGCGUGGCCUACGUUUUCGAAGUGUCCACGUCGGAGCACGGCGCCCAGCACCACAUCUACCGGCUGGUGAAAGAUUGACCCGACACCACCACCCGCCAGCAGAGUGAGGCCGUCAUCAUCACUUCAAGCAGGGGCUUUUAGUGUUGGUUUUCUUACUUUGUGAAAUCAAAGGAGAAAGAAAAAAAAAAGGAAGUUAUCAAAGAAGAAAAAAAGACGAUUCUAAAUAUAUAUAUGCAUUGCGAUGUGUGUGUGUGAUACGCCAUGGCAGCAAAAAUAAGAUGGAAGAGGAGCCAAGAGAAAACAGACAACCCCCGGGCAUCUUUUGAUUUAUAUAUUAUUAUAUAUAAAUAUAUAUAUCCCCCCUCUCCCGUUUUCUUCUUCCGUACGGUUGCAGCUAUUUUCCGAGUUCUACUUUUUGAUUUCAAAAAAACAAAACAAACAAAACAAAACUGGUUUUCUUUUGUUGGAAGUGAUGGAACUUUUUUUUUUUUUUUUUAAGUUGUGGGUAGGGGGAGGUCUGUUUUUGUGGGUAGUAGACCCGUGUCCAAUACCAAGGCGAUAUCAAAUCUCUUGUCUCCCUUUAAUGUAAUUUUUUUUUUUAAAUCACACACAUACGCCCAUAUUUUUGGGGGGUCUUUCUGUUUCAAUUUUUUUGUUCGUGAUUUCUCUCGUUACGUGUCCGGAAUUUUAGCGAAAUUUUUAGUUGAAUUUUCCUCGAAAACGGGAGAUGGCGAGUGAAAUUGAACAGAUGUGUGUUGUGUGUAGUUUGUUUUUAUUAUUAUUAUUGGAAUAAUCAGGGGCGGAUUAUUUCAUUGGGGCGAUGAAAACCAAUCAGUGGCGGCUUAUUGUCUGUAAUUUUUUCUCUUUCGUAGGUGGGAUUAAAAUUUGUGUUUUGUCCCUUUCCGUCGAAACAUUUAAAUCAAGUUGUUCUGUUUUUUGUUUUGUUUCAUUUUUUUUUUUCUUACCCCUUUUUAAUUGUUUUUUAUGUUCUAUAUUUUGGGAAUGAUCGACAAUACCAGAUCUCAAUUAGAUGACGUUAAACAAAACAACAAAAAAAAGUAACAUGUGUAAAAUGAUAUAAUAAUAAUAACUUUUUCUGUGUGUGUGUGUGUGUGUGUGUGUGUGUGGCGUGUGCAUCUCUUUCCCCCCCCCCUUCUAUCUUAUUUCUUUAUAUUUCAAUAUCAUAUUUUUAAUAGACAUAUUAUCAAUGGGAGGAGGAGGAGGGGAACCCGUCCUCUUUUCUUCACGAGAUUGCGUGCGGCUGCUAUUUAGAAAUAAUUCGUGAGUGUGUGGUGUGUGUGUCCCUAUUUUUUUUCCAUCUUUAUUUCCCGUGCCAAGAGACUCGAUUUUUUUAUUCUUCCUUUUUUAUUUUAAAAAGAACAACAUCCGCCUCUUCCGCAAAUCGUUACUCUACCUGUCUUUUUUUUUUUGAAAAACAAACAAAAUAACAUUUCAAAAAUAUAGAAAAUCGCGCCAUAUCGGUACUGCCAUAUCAAAUCCCUGAAACUAUUGAAAAAUUGUCCUUUUUCCCGCCCUUGUCAUUUUGACGCGUUUAAAUUUAUCGAAGGGAAUGAAUUGAUUUUGUUCCUCUUUU
Messenger RNA from Daphnia pulex (common water flea), 3676 nucleotides. It is a transcript of the gene scalloped, whose product is annotated as transcriptional enhancer factor TEF-1-like. Lineage: Eukaryota; Metazoa; Arthropoda; Branchiopoda; Diplostraca; Daphniidae. The record is from RefSeq and is a predicted model, not a curated record. The transcript is spliced from 11 exons. Gene Ontology annotation, biological process: regulation of transcription by RNA polymerase II; hippo signaling; embryonic organ development. The coding region runs from base 445 to 2160 and encodes 571 amino acids. Gene Ontology annotation, cellular component: transcription regulator complex. Gene Ontology annotation, molecular function: RNA polymerase II cis-regulatory region sequence-specific DNA binding; DNA-binding transcription factor activity, RNA polymerase II-specific.